AUGGUCGCCUACGUUGUGUGUCAAAUGUCGGUCCACGACCCAACCACGUAUCGAAAAUACACCGACUUGACGCCUGCGGUUGUGAAACGGCAUGGUGGUCGAUUCCUCACACGUGGCGAUCCCAUCUCGACCCUCGAGGGCGAGGCGUUCAAAGAUCGCAUGGUCAUCCUGGAGUUCCCGAGCGAAGAAGCAGUUCAAGCAUGGUACAAGGACCCCGACUACGUCGCGGCCAUGAAGUUCCGCCACGCAGCGUCCGUGGGCAGCAUGAUAGUUCAGGAGGGUCGGGGAAACACUGAGAAUCCCGAGCCUAACGUCUGA
Molecule: messenger RNA, 318 nt
Organism: Emericellopsis atlantica
Lineage: Eukaryota; Fungi; Ascomycota; Sordariomycetes; Hypocreales; Bionectriaceae
Exons: 1
Coding region: 1-318 (105 amino acids)
Source: RefSeq, a predicted model, not a curated record